Molecule: messenger RNA, 2842 nt
Organism: Phyllostomus discolor (pale spear-nosed bat)
Lineage: Eukaryota; Metazoa; Chordata; Mammalia; Chiroptera; Phyllostomidae
Gene: ERG
Product: ETS transcription factor ERG
Exons: 11
Coding region: 1108-2568 (486 amino acids)
Biological process (GO): regulation of transcription by RNA polymerase II; cell differentiation
Cellular component (GO): nucleus
Molecular function (GO): DNA-binding transcription factor activity, RNA polymerase II-specific; sequence-specific DNA binding
Source: RefSeq, a predicted model, not a curated record
UGCCUUUUAUCGUGCAUUCUGCUUUUCAUCCUGUAGCCUCGGAAAGAAAAGGAUGCAGCUUGUCCGAGGCCUGCACUGUUUUCAAUAUUUACUUUUAUUGGUGUCAUCUCUUGGUUUCCUGGGAAGGGGUGGGCUGGUAACUGAUCCACCACGGUGCACCUGUUUGCUCAGGACACUUCCUAGGAACGCAUCUGUAGUUUCACGAAUGUUGUCCAUUUAAAACAGAAGCACUCCUUCGGAGAGUUUGUACGGGGAGCUUCUCAAAUGAAUGAUCCGUUUUUUGGCAUCUCCAGGGUUAAAGGCCCUCUCAGAAUCUAUACGUCCUGGAAAAGGCAAUUUCUAGACUCAGCUGCUUAGCCCCAUUUUAUUUUUUCCCCAGCAAACAGGAAAUGGAGCCCUGAAGGCCUUUUUUUUUUUUUUUUUCUAAACUGGAAAGUGUGUGGGAAGGGGGCAUACCUAGGAUGCCCACUUACAACCCUCAGCCUGACCCAGACUUGGGGGUCUCUGUGUGUUUUUUCUUCCCUCUCUUUUUUUUUUCUAUUAUUUUGGCAGACUUUUUGGAAUGUCUGGGAGCUAAGGGCUUUGCUUCAUGGAGCAGAAUUCUGAAGCAAGAAAAAGAGAAAGUUAUAGACUAAACCACAGAAAUGUAAACACGUCUGCAGCUAAAAUAACUCCACUCUCAUUGAAAACACUCCUCCUUCACAAUCAGACUUCUGUGUGCUAUGGUCAAUAAAACUGCAUGUUAAUAGCGACCAAUUAAUAGAUUGUGUUGCCCGGCCUUAAAAGUUGAGGGAGUUUUAAUUAUUAUUUUUCAAAUUAAAGGAGUGCUUAUUCCCUCCCUUCCCUUGGGGUGGGGGGGACUUAGCUUUCUUUUCUGGCUGUUUGCUGAAAUUCUUGGCUGUUAAAGUUUGGAGAGGGAGGGACAUGAGUAGUUUUCACUUGGUCGGAAAGGGCAGAGCGUGCAAGAGGACGCUCUGGAAGGGGUUCCCUGCAAUCCGCGCCCGGACGGUGGUGACGGUCCCCGGGGGACCGAAGUGAAGAGAAGCAGCGGCACUCAGCUGUCCCCGGUUCUACCUGGACGCUGAACGAGCUGGCCUGCUGAAGGACAUGAUUCAGACUGUCCCGGACCCAGCAGCUCACAUCAAGGAGGCAUUGUCAGUGGUGAGCGAGGACCAGUCGUUGUUCGAGUGCGCCUACGGGACGCCGCACCUGGCGAAGACGGACAUGACCGCGUCCUCCUCCAGCGACUAUGGGCAGACGUCCAAGAUGAGCCCGCGCGUCCCCCAGCAGGACUGGCUGUCGCCACCCUCGGCCAGGGUCACCAUCAAGAUGGAGUGUAACCCUAACCAGGUGAACGGCUCGAGAAACUCCCCCGAUGAGUGCAGCGUGGCCAAAGGCGGGAAGAUGGUGGGCAGCCCGGACUCGGUCGGGAUGAGCUACGGCAGCUACAUGGAGGAGAAGCACCUGCCGCCCCCCAACAUGACCACGAACGAGCGCCGAGUCAUCGUCCCGGCAGAUCCCACGCUGUGGAGCACGGACCACGUGCGGCAGUGGCUGGAGUGGGCGGUGAAAGAGUACGGGCUCCCGGACGUGGACGUCGUGCUCUUCCAGAACAUCGACGGCAAGGAGCUGUGCAAGAUGACCAAAGACGACUUCCAGAGGCUCACGCCCAGCUACAACGCCGACAUCCUCCUCUCCCACCUCCACUACCUCAGAGAGACUCCUCUUCCACAUUUGACUUCAGACGAUGUUGAUAAAGCCUUACAAAACUCUCCACGGCUAAUGCAUGCCAGAAACACAGGGGGCGCAGCUUUUAUCUUCCCCAAUACUCCAGUCUAUCCUGAAGCCACGCAAAGAAUCACAACUAGGCCAGAUUUACCUUAUGAACCACCCAGGAGAUCAGCCUGGACCGGUCAUGGCCACCCCACCCCCCCGUCAAAAGCUGCUCAGCUGUCGCCGUCCACGGCGCCCAAGACCGAGGACCCGCGGCCUCAGCUGGAUCCGUACCAGAUCCUGGGGCCAACGAGCAGCCGCCUCGCGAAUCCAGGGAGCGGACAGAUCCAGCUGUGGCAGUUUCUCCUGGAGCUCCUGUCCGACAGCUCCAACUCCAACUGCAUCACCUGGGAGGGCACCAACGGGGAGUUCAAGAUGACGGACCCCGACGAGGUGGCCCGGCGCUGGGGGGAGCGCAAGAGCAAGCCCAACAUGAACUACGACAAGCUCAGCCGCGCCCUCCGCUACUACUACGACAAGAACAUCAUGACCAAAGUGCACGGGAAGCGCUACGCCUACAAGUUCGACUUCCACGGGAUCGCCCAGGCCCUCCAGCCCCACCCGCCGGAGUCGGCCCUGUACAAGUACCCCUCGGACCUGCCGUACAUGGGCUCCUACCACGCCCACCCGCAGAAGAUGAACUUCGUGGCGCCCCACCCUCCGGCCCUGCCCGUGACGUCGUCCAGCUUCUUCGCCGCCCCGAACCCCUACUGGAAUUCGCCCACGGGGGGCCUGUACCCGAACACGAGGCUUCCGGCCGGCCACAUGCCUUCCCACCUGGGCACUUACUACUAAAGACCCGGGCGAGGCCCUUCCCGACACCACGACGUGGUCACCAGCAAAAGCCACAAACCCGGUUGGAGGAGAGGAGUCGACACGGGCCUCGAGGGGACCGGGGGGGCUUGGCGGAGCUGGGGAAGGAAGCCACCGUGGACGAGACCCAGGGACUCUGAGCGGGAGGGGACUGCCAAAGUAUUACUACAGGAGUAGAGGGGAUGCUAGCUACGACACGCGUAUGGACCGACGAUCUGUGGCCCGACCUGGUAAAGGACAUUGUACGUAGGCGCAC